Verruconis gallopava is the source of this 1935-nucleotide messenger RNA. RefSeq lists its product as uncharacterized. Gene Ontology annotation, biological process: regulation of DNA-templated transcription; DNA-templated transcription. Gene Ontology annotation, molecular function: DNA-binding transcription factor activity, RNA polymerase II-specific; DNA binding; zinc ion binding. The transcript has 3 exons. Lineage: Eukaryota; Fungi; Ascomycota; Dothideomycetes; Venturiales; Sympoventuriaceae. The record is from RefSeq and is a predicted model, not a curated record. Bases 1 to 1935 code for a protein of 644 amino acids.
AUGUCGAGCAUAAUUACGUUCGCUGCUAACAACGAGCUUUUCAGGAAGCGAAAAAGAGUCUACCGAGCUUGUGAAACUUGCAAGAAACGACGAAAACGAUGCACUCAUACCUUUAACAGCGAUGAAGUCGAGGCUGAGGCAAGCAAUGGCAGCGAUAGAACGCAAGGUACUUCGGAGAUCAAGAUCGAGACUCGUGUCAAAGCUAGUCCUAUUCGGCGUGGACGGAGCAAUUCCAAUGAAGCUCGAAGCAGAUCAGUCAGUCCGUCGCAUUUCUAUGGUAGGGCUAGACCCGAGACGUUAUUUCUUGAUCAAACCACGGGUGCUGAGACAGUUCACCAUGAGUGUGGCUACUGGAUGCCAGGAACCACUCACGUUCGAUCUACCUCUCGAAUCAAUGACACAGAUAGUGCUGAGGAGAAAGCGUUGGAAAACUAUCUCGCCGUGGUAAACGUGGAUCUCCUGCCGCCACAGGAGCAUCUCGAUGCACUUAUCAAAAUUUAUUUUGAGUACGUACAUCCAAUCUUACCAAUCGUCGACGCAACGAGACCAGGGAGAAGGAAGAGCGGUAAAUUAUUGUCACCAAUGUUGCUUCAAACCAUCUGCAUCAUCGCGUCAAGACACGAUCGUGCAAAACCGCACCUCAUUCUUCAGGACGGUGGCCAGCCUCUUGCGCCGCGCGAUUUCGCAAAACGACUUUAUAAGUCGGUUAAUGCUGCUUUGAACGCAAAACUCGAACGUGAUCGCGUUGUGCUAAUUCAAGUCCUUGCAUUGUUAUCACAGUAUGUAGAGGGAACUGAGGGAGCAGAAGUUGCUUCGAUUCACCUCGCCGAAGCCAUUCACCACGCACAUACUAUUGGCAUGCAGUUUGGACGAGCACGUGACGAUGAACGAGCCGAAUACUUCAAUAAUUUCUACUGGUGUUUAUGGUGUUUGGAUCGAUUAAACACAAUGAUGAAUGCAAGGCCCGUCUUCAUUUCAGACGAUGAUAGCCGGAUCGACAGCCCUCUGGACCACGAGGAGACAAGGCAUACCCCUUUCGGAAUAUGUUUACAGAUAACUGUAGCCCUCGAUCACAUAAUUAGCUACUACCGCCCUCGGCAUGACUCAUGCACUGGAUGGGAGAAAGAGUUUCCUGGCUUUGAGGAGAUGCUUGGAGAUAAGAGUGCUGAUAUAAAUCCUUCGAUUCUCGCAUUCCUUGAGCUUUUUUAUCACUCGGCUGCGAUAAUGUCCCAUAAGGCACGGCCAAUUAAUGAACCGAUUCCGGCAACAUCAUCCUUCGUUCGGCAAAGCUUGUCUGCAGUUCGGGUCAUUCAGAUUCUUCGAGAUGAAUGUCGUCAUGACCACCCGCCUCUGCCCAUUACCCCUUGGUCCGUUUCGCUUGCCAUGGCUCAUGCAUACCGCGUCUUUCGUCAGAGCAAGAUCGCGACGCUACGUAAUAGGGCCAAGAAGGAUUUACAAGUAUGCUGUGAUAUACUAGAGCAGAUGCGUCGAGACUGGUGGAGUGCUGGUACAAUGGCCGACUUGGGCAGAGCAGCUUUGAAGAAGGCUUCGGGCGACGGUGAGCUGAAUCAGACGCGGGAGAAAAGUGUGGCACGGGAGAAGAGUGUUGCACAAGAACAAGUUACUACACUACCCGAUGCAGAUAUGCAGAGCGAGACAGUAAGAUCGACUUUAAAUAGUCCAAUUCUUUCGACAAGUGAUGGUGUCGAUAUUGCAACCACAUCGACGGAAGUGCCUUCUGGCGGUGGCACGCUAGGCAACAACUUAACGGCAGCGAUUGGACUCGAUCCUUCGAUAUCGCCAGACUGGCUGAACUUUGACACCGCUUUUGAAAACUUCGAUGCGGUACUUGGGAGCUCAGGUGCCGAUGUUUCAAUGGAGCUGCUGCGCCCGUUCAAUUUUGAUGAGUUCAAUUAUUACGAGCUUCCAAAAUGA